Molecule: messenger RNA, 654 nt
Organism: Lasiosphaeria miniovina
Lineage: Eukaryota; Fungi; Ascomycota; Sordariomycetes; Sordariales; Lasiosphaeriaceae
Product: thioredoxin-like protein
Exons: 2
Coding region: 1-654 (217 amino acids)
Source: RefSeq, a predicted model, not a curated record
AUGGCUCUCCCACCAAAGUUCAAGGGCCACCGCCUCGCCUUUUACGAGGCCGCCGCCGCCCCGGAGCUGCCGCAGCACACCGUUGAGGUGUUCCUCGACUACGUGUGCCCCUUCUCAGCGAAGCUCUUCAACACCGUCUACAACACUCUCACGCCAGCUCUGCGCGCGGACCCCGUACUCUCGCGCAAGGUGCAGUUCGUCUUCCGGCACCAAGUGCAGCCGUGGCACCCGUCGUCGACGCUCGCGCACGAGGCGGGGCUCGCCGUGCAGCGGCUGGCGCCUUCGCAGUUCUGGGCGUUCAGCGCGGCGCUGUUUGGCGCGCAGAAGGAGUUCUUCGACGUGUCCGUGGUCGGGGAGACGCGCAACGAGACGUACAAGCGGCUGGCACAGCUGGCAGCGUCGAGCACGGGGGGCAGCGUGGACGCGGACGAGGUGUACAAGCUACUGGCGAUCCCGGGGCGGGCGGCCGAUGACGGCAGCCUCAACGUCGGCAACGCCGUGACCAACGACCUCAAGGUGGUGGUCAAGAUGGCGCGGCUGGUCGGGGUGCACGUCAGCCCGACCGUCAUCUUUGACGGCGUCGUGGCCAACGACAUCAGCAGCAGCUGGACCGUGGAGCAGUGGCUGGACUGGCUGAAGAAGAAUGUUGCCUGA